This is a messenger RNA of Nymphaea colorata (pocket water lily), 2789 nucleotides long. RefSeq names its product cell division control protein 48 homolog C-like. Bases 44 to 2542 code for a protein of 832 amino acids. Gene Ontology annotation, molecular function: preribosome binding; RNA binding; ATP binding. Gene Ontology annotation, cellular component: nucleus. The transcript is spliced from 10 exons. Lineage: Eukaryota; Viridiplantae; Streptophyta; Magnoliopsida; Nymphaeales; Nymphaeaceae. Gene Ontology annotation, biological process: ribosome biogenesis. The record is from RefSeq and is a predicted model, not a curated record.
CUCUCUCUCCCUUGUCAUCGUUCUGCUGCUUGGCCGGACGGGGAUGGGAAAGAGGAUGAUGAUGGACGGCGGGAGGUCGCCGUCGAGCAUUCAACGGAUGCUAGUGGCCAGGCUUGAGCAGUAUGCCUACAACCACGACAUCGCCAACGACGAUGACGUCCUAGACCACCUCCGCACCAGCUACCCCGAGUACAAGCGCCAGAAGCUUGAGCCGUUCCGCCGCUACGUCCUCCCUGCUCUUCGCCGCGUCCGCUCCUCCAUUGCCGCCGCAGCCAAUUCCCCGUUGGAUGAGGAACACGACGAAGGGGGCUGCUGCUCCACCCCAGCCUCCGCUGUCGCCGAGUCGUCGCGGAGAAAGAAUAAGAAGAAGGCGAGGAUAGACCCUUCUGAGGAGAAGCUAGCUCUUAGAGAGAGGGACCACCUGAGGAAGCGGAAGAUGGCUCUCGGUGAUAAUGUUGGUGACGAGGACGAUACUGGUGAAGAGGACGACAGUUCGAGCUCAGAGGAGGCGGAUUCUUCGCCGCAGUUUGACCUAAUGAAAUCGAUGAUGAGAUCGAGUUAUGGUAAACUUAAGGGAGCUUCUGCAACUAGCGCCAAAGAAGAGAUGCCGAAGUUGGAGAGGAAUCUGGAGGUCGUGUUGGACGCGAAGGCGAAUGUGGAGGCUGUAAAGAUGGAGCAGACGGGUAGAAUUGGGGAACUCGGAAUCACAGUGGCGGCUACAGCGGCGGCAGAGUCGAAUGUGUCGAAUCUGGUGCUGGAGGAUGGCAAGGGGAUGAGCGGGAGGGAGAAGAGGGGGCGGCCCAAUUUCAAGGAUCUUGGUGGAAUCAAGGGCAUAUUGGACGAAUUGAUGAUGGAGGUGAUGAUCCCGCUAUUCCAUCCUCAGCUGCCUGAGCAUCUGGGAGUGCGGCCAUUGAAGGGAAUUCUGUUGCACGGACCGCCAGGAUGCGGGAAGACGAAGCUUGCUCAUGCCAUUGCCAACGAGACUGGGGUGCCAUUUUACAAGAUCUCGGCAACAGAAGUCGUUUCCGGAAUCUCAGGUGUCUCUGAGGAGAAUAUCCGCAAUCUUUUCUCUAAGGCAUACAGGACUGCGCCUUCAAUUGUCUUCAUUGAUGAGAUUGACGCAAUUGCUUCAAAGAGGGACAAUUUACAGAGAGAAAUGGAGAGGAGAAUUGUGACUCAACUUCUGACAUGUAUGGAUGAGUCAAACCAUACUGCUAGUUCUGUUGGUCAAGAUUCUGAUUCAGAAACUUCUGGCAAAAAGCCUGGAUAUGUGCUUGUAAUUGGAGCUACAAAUAGACCUGAUGCAGUAGAUCCUGCACUUAGAAGGCCAGGCCGGUUUGACCGAGAAAUUUGUAUGGGUGUUCCGGAUGAAAAUGCAAGAGUGGAGAUCCUUUCGGUGCUUACCACCAACCUUAGACUGGAAGGUGCAUUUGAUCUGAAGAAAAUUGCAAAGCUGACACCUGGUUUUGUAGCUGCUGAUUUGGCUGCCUUAGCAAACAAGGCUGGAAAUCUUGCAAUGAAGAGGAUACUAGAUAAAAGGAAAUUAGACCUCUCCCUUGAACGAGAAGGCAAAGAGAGUGAAGAAGAUUGGUGGAGAUACCCUUGGGUACCUGAGGAGAUGGAAAGGCUUAGUAUUACGAUGGCUGAUUUUGAGGAAGCAGCUGCAGUGGUUCAACCUUCAUCUAAAAGAGAAGGGUUUUCUGCCAUACCUGAAAAAACAUGGGAUGAUGUUGGUGGUAUGCAUUCAUUGAGGAGGGAUUUUGAGCUUUACAUUGUGGGACGAAUUAAACAUCCAGAAGAUUAUGAGGAAUUUGGCAUGGAUCUGGAGACUGGAUUUUUGCUUUAUGGACCUCCUGGCUGUGGAAAGUCAUUGAUCGCUAUGGCUGUAGCAAAUGAAGCUGGAGCCAAUUUUAUACACAUAAAGGGCCCUGAGAUACUGAGCAAGUAUGUGGGUGAAAGCGAGUUGGCAAUUCGGACAAUUUUUAGACGUGCCCGUACUUGUGCACCAUGCAUACUUUUCUUUGAUGAGGUGGAUGCUUUAACAACAAAAAGAGGAAAGGAUGGUGGAUGGGUUGUUGAACGGCUAAUAAAUCAGCUGCUUAUAGAGCUUGAUGGUGCUGAUCAGAGGAAGGGUGUUUACGUUGUUGGUGCUACUAAUAGGCCUGAUGCAAUUGACAGAGCUCUCCUGAGGCCUGGAAGGCUGGGGAAGCUCAUGUUUGUGCCUUUACCUAGCUCUGAUGAGCGCACAUCCAUCAUGAAAACACUAUCGCGGAAAAGGCCGAUAUCUCCAGAUGUGAACUUUGAUGAGCUAAGUGAACAAAGUGAAAACUUUAGUGGAGCUGAUCUUGCAAAGUGGGUAGAGGAAGCUGCUAUGGCUGCAUUUGAGGAAAAGCAAAAGUCCGAGGACAGGAGUAAAACAGGACAUCGAUGGCUUAUCAACAAAUCACACUUUGAGGAGGCCUUGAAGAAGGUUACUCCGUCUGUCAGCGAAAAGCAACGAAGAUACUACAGCGAGAUAUCAUUGUAUUUUGGAAGGGGUUGAUGAGUUGCAAGUUGGAUCUUGAUUGUCAUGGUUGAACACUCUGGAGAGCCAUAGCUUGGUACAGCAGUAGGUCUUGGGCUGUCGGGAAUGUGAAGCUGGUGGAAAGCCUUGUGGUGGCUAGUUUCGGCCUCUAUUUCCGGACUGCUCUUUUUUUAUUGCCCACAAUGUGGGUUACGACCCCUUUUACUGCAUUGUAAUUUUUUGAUGUAACAAUGCUCCGAUGAAAAUAAAAAAAGAAUUAUGCCUU